AUGCGCCUUUGUACGACUGCGGGAUUGCAAAGGACUCAAACUCUGGAUCGUUACUGCUCACGCCCUACCGAGACCGCUACGGACCGCAACAAGGAUGCACUUUAUAACGAACUCAAUAUGUUGAUAUCCAAGACACCAAGGCAGCAGGCGGUAAUUGCCGGAAUUGAUGCGAAUGCAAAGAUGGGACUUGAACAACAAUCUGAUGGGCUUGGAAGAUGUUUCUAUCCCAUGGAGCAAACAUCGUACAACGAAAAUCGUCUGAUAGACCUUUGCGAGCAGACAAACCUCAUCAUUGCAUCCACAUUUGAAAGGAAUCAUCGACGCGAUCAGCCCUCAGCUCGAUUGCAUCCUGACAAAGAACAUCCUCUUGUCAGAAGUCCGAAAAUCAACAGCUGUCUGGGACGUCGCAUUCGAUUCCGACCACCGAUCAGUUCUUCUCAACAUCAUAAGAUGAACAAUGGAAAAUCUGGCGGAGACGGUGGAACUAGCGCAGAAAUGCUGAAAUCUUUUCCUCCUCCCAGGAUCGAGGCACGCUUUUACAAUUGCUCUCCACAAGAGGCUAUCCACGGAACUCACGUCACGGAACCCAAGAAUUAUCGAGGAACAUCAUUGCUGCGUAUAAUGUACGAGAUCUUCAAGCGAACCACCCUUGAUCAACUAAUCCGACAUCGCGAAGAAACUACCAGUGACGAGCAAGCCGUCUUUCGCCCUGGUCGAUCAAUGACUGAUCAUUCAUUCUUUGCUGUCGAUGACAUAAUGCAUAGAACAGUUGAGCAGUGUCAUGUUGAUGUCAUUCUAGCACCGUCUGCACGUCUCUUUCAAAGAUGCGCUGAAGCUAAUUCGGCAUUCGACUCACUGACAAAGUGCUUGUGGUCGGCCCCUAUCGACUACAAAGCCAAGCUGCAAGUCUCCCUAUCCGCAAUUCGUCCUAUCAUGAUGUACGGAUCGGUGACUUGGGAAAGUGGACUUGCUGUGAAAAUUACGGCACAAAUUAGAGCUGCUGAUGAACCAGGAGGAGGAGCCAGUUCGAACGAGGUUGCCGAAAUGGCCGAACGACUUAGCCAAUUGCUCUUACGCCCUCUAACCAUUAAACGUUUGGUUGGGAUGGUCGAUAUCAUCGUUUUCAAAACAAGAGCUGGACCUCCAUGCACAAGCAUGAUGUUACACGACAACUCAUUGUUCUCACAAAAAAACCGUGACUUGCAAAGCAAAGCCGAUAAUUAUCGAAUUGUUCGUAAAGUACGCAAUGAAAAGCUGAAGAAGGGCCUUGUACUAUCGUUGAACCCGCCUGAUGUGCGCAUCCGCGCUAACUUCCGUCGUUGUGAUCUUUGGAACAGUAGCUGUUCGGCAAGUUUGAAUACUACGGCCCAAACAUCAACUUCUGCAAUCGAUUCCAAAAUAGAGCGAGCUAUGGUAAGAUUCUUCAACAAAGCAGAGCGCACAUCGGACAACGAUGACCGUCUGGUCGACUUGUGCGAACAGACGGGUCUCAUCAUCGCUUCCACAUUUAAGAGGAACCAUCGACGCCAUCAGCUCACGUGGAAGGGAUCAACCUUUUUAACGCUUGAACAGCAGCGCAAGCGGAAGAUGAAGGCUCUUAAACUUCAGCUCGACUACGUUCUGGCGAGGAACGUUCCUCAGUUAGAUGUUUGA
This is a messenger RNA of Necator americanus (New World hookworm), 1653 nucleotides long. RefSeq lists its product as uncharacterized. The record is from RefSeq and is a predicted model, not a curated record. Bases 1 to 1653 code for a protein of 550 amino acids. The transcript is spliced from 11 exons. NCBI's taxonomy places the organism in Eukaryota, Metazoa, Nematoda, Chromadorea, Rhabditida, Ancylostomatidae.